UGAUUACCAACCUGAUCACAGAGAACUGAUCGAUGUACGGGUAUAUUUUAAAUCAAAACACUAUAAAAUCGAUUCUCAAUCAAACAGUGUAAAUCAUGGUUAAGAAAAUGUCGUUUAGUGAUCGAAAUUUUUCAAUAUUGUUGCUUUUUAUCAUAGUAUUUCAGACAUGUCUUAGUAUUCAAUUAUACGAAGUAUUCAGGAAUUUGAAACUGAUACCAGAUUUACUUCCCAACCCGCCAACCAAAUUAUGUAACGUGACUUAUGUAUCGAAAACAGGCACUCUGGUUUUACGACCUGGCCAAAGGAUCCCACCCGAGUAUCGUAAAAUACAUCCGAAUGUAACCUGGCCAGUUCGAUGGAAUAAAACAUACUGUUUGUAUAUGACAGGUAUCAGCAGAUGGCAAGUGAAACUGGAUCGAAGAAAGGUUGCAUUACAACCUAACACCACGAAUUACCCAUUUGGUACGACGUUUUAUCCUUUCGGAUACGAAUGGCAUAAUUGGCUCGUGGUCAAUAUUCCCAUGAACGACGUUGGCGCUGGUCAAACUUUAUACGGGCAUUUGCCUAUUUUGAAUCCUCCGGAGCCAGAUGUUGUCGAUCGAUAUGCAUUUUUCGUAUUCGAACAAGUCUUCGGAUUAAUCAACUUCACUGCACCGAUUGAUGGCAUCGCGUAUAAAUUUCAAGAGCUCUCCAGGACAAUAGAUUUUGUUGAUAAAUACAUGCUCGGAAAUCCGAUUUUUGGAAAUUGUUUCAUCAAUAAAUGGGUUCCAUAUACGACCACGAGCAAAUUACCAUAUUUAGCCGACGAUAUGCCAGCCUAAAAUUUGCCUUUCGAGCUCCAUAAAUUAAGCCUUUUGUAUUUUGUAUUUUUUUCUCUCAAUUUUUCUGUUUCUGAAGGAUUUUUAUUACAGAAAUCAUUUUUUUCUCGGCGAACUUUUGUUUUAGAAGACUUGUUCAUUAUUAUUUGUUUUUAUAUC
This is a messenger RNA of Planococcus citri (citrus mealybug), 977 nucleotides long. RefSeq names its product OV-16 antigen-like. The coding region runs from base 96 to 821 and encodes 241 amino acids. Lineage: Eukaryota; Metazoa; Arthropoda; Insecta; Hemiptera; Pseudococcidae. The record is from RefSeq and is a predicted model, not a curated record. The transcript is spliced from 6 exons.